UCACGGAGCAGGGUUUUUUCCACCCCCUGUUCCCCUUAAAAAAACCAAAAAAGACAGGAGGAUGUAGCAGCGGUACCCUGACCAGGAGCCUGGAUCCCAUCAGGCGAGAACUGCUUCCUUAUCGCUGGGGAGGAAAAGGAUCUUCCUGGUUAAGGAUAUCGGGUCUCCUGGGGAUAUGAAAGGAACUGAUCUUUAGGAACUAGCUGAUGCUGAUCAUCCAAGGAGGAGACAGAUUUGGAAACCUUUGCUCAGGCUCACCUGCUUUUGCUUUUUGGAUGCCUGUUCCUAAAAAAGGAGACCCUGAAUAUGUGCCCCCACACUAGGGAUAGGUUCGUCUGCUGCCACCCCACCAAUGGCAAGAUGAGUAGGCCACGCGGCGCACGGUUAUGACACCAUGAAGAGUUACCAUGGGGAGCGCAGCCAGUCACGAGAACACCCCUGCCACUGCGUCCCGGAGGCCUGCGACCAGCCGAUGGAAUACAUCCACCAUAGCCAGGAGUCUCGCCAGCCAUACCUCCUCAGCCCCAGCGAGCCUUGUUCCCUGGACCACUACUGCCCAUCGCGGGGCUCUGCCGAGGCCCCGCUCAGCCUAACGGAGCCCCUCUCAGCCGCCAGCAGCAGCAGCACCUUCCCUAGGAUGCACCACACGCCGCAGCAGUACGACUCCUGCGACGAGUGCAUGGCGGCCGCCCACCCUUCCGGCAAGAUCAACCGGCUGCCCCCCACCCUCCUCGACCAGUUUGAGAAGCAGCUGCCCCUGCACCACGACGGCUUCCACACCCUGCAGUACCAGCGGGCCAGCAGCACGGAGCAGCCACGGAGCGAGAGCCCCAGCCGCAUCCGCCACCUCGUCCACUCGGUCCAGAAGCUCUUUGCCAAGUCUCACUCCCUGGAGGCCCCCUCCAAGCGCGAGUACAACGGCACCAAGAUGGAAGGCCGGGGGGGCGAGGGAGGGUACCACCACCACCACCCUCACCACCACCACCGCCAGUCGCGCCACGGCAAGCGCAGCAAGAGCAAGGACCGCAAGCUGGAUUCCUCCUCCUCCUCCUCCCGCCACCGGAACAAGAUGAUGGGCUGGUGGAGCUCCGACGACAACCUGGACAGCGACAGCAGCUACAUGGUGUCCGGGAGGCAGCACGCCAUCGACCAGGCCACCCAGUACUGCGUGGACACCCCUGAAAGUGCCUUCAGAGACUUGACCUUGAAGAGUCUGAAGAGCGGAGGUGGGGAGGGCAAGUGCUUGGCAUGCGCGGGAAUGUCCAUGUCCCUCGAUGGCCAGACGCUCAAGCGGAGCUCCUGGCAUACCAUGACCGUCAGCCAAGCGCGGGAGGCCUACCCCAGCUCGGGAGGAGGCCCAGAGAAAGCCUUGAUGCUCCAGGAGGCCAAGGCCAAGGACCGAUCCUAUCAUUAUCUUCAGGUACCCCAAGAUGAUUGGGGAGGAUAUCCAGCUUCAGGGAAGGAUGGAGAGAUACCCUGUCGACGGAUGCGGAGUGGCAGCUAUAUCAAGGCCAUGGGAGACGAUGACAGUGGGGACUCGGAUACCAGCACCAAGGUGUCUCCCAAGGGGGUGACCCGGCGUGAGGGGUACCGCCGUUCCUCCAGUGUAGAUCAGGCCAGAACCAAGUUUGCAAGUAGGCACUAUUCUGACUCAUAUAUCUGUAACUGUCCCAGCUGCUGCACGUCACCCCGAAUCCGGCCACGGGGACAAGGGUAUGGACGUUCCUUUACCACCGGGCAGAUUAAUGAUGAGUUGAACCACCAGUUUGAGGCCGUGUGUGAGUCUGUCUUUGGAGAGGUGGAGUCGCAGGCUGUCGAGGCCUUAGACCUGCCCGGUUGCUUCCGCAUGCGCAGCCAUAGCUACCUGAGAGCCAUCCAAGCUGGCUGCUCCCAGGACGAUGACUGCCUCUCUCUCUUUACCAUGGCAACCACCACCCACCAGCCUGGCCAGCCCCUCACCAGCAGCAUUCUCAAGCCAAGCACCUCCUUUAGUUACAGGAAAGCUCCCCCUCCCCUCCCUUCAGGAAUGAAAGCCAAGCCCCUCAUUUCGGUGACGACGCAAAGCAGCUCUGAGUCCGCCCAUGACAGCUUCCUGCCCAGGGAAGUCAAAAGGAGUCCAUCGUGGUCCAAAGAGGCCGCCAAGCGCUGCAACUCCACAGAGAGCCUAGAAAGCACCAAGAUCACUGCCAUGUCCCUGGACUUGCCUUCAAUCCAACCCAGGACUGCCCCCAACCCCCCCACCCUCAUCAUCAGGACGAUUCCGGGGAGGGAGGAGCUAAGAAGUUUGGCUCGUCAGAGGAAAUGGCGCCCAUCUAUCGGAGUUCAGGCAAGCAAGAAGCAUCACCAGGGUUCUAGCCAGACAAGACUCAAAGAGGAUGCCAAGCAGGGCCAGUCCCAGAGGCAGAGUCCCAGAGGCAAGACAGAGAAGCCUGGAAGGCUGCCUGGACCAGAGAUUCCUUGUCCCUUUGAUAAGCUAAAGAAGUCAAGGGAACCUCAGGUGGAAACUAUAUCCGAUUCAGACACGGAAAGCAGGAGCCGCAGAGAGUUCCACUCCAUCGGGGUGCAAGUAGAAGAAGAUAAAAGGCGCGCUCGGUUCAAGCGGUCCAACAGUGUGACUGCCGGCGUGCAGGCUGACCUGGAGCUGGAGGGUUUGGCAGGGCUGACGGUGGCGACGGAGGACAAGGCCCUUCAGUUUGGGCGCUCCUUCCAGCGGCAUUCUUCAGAGCCGGAGUCCACGCGGCAAUACUCGGUGUACAAGACGGUGCACACGCAAGGGCAGUGGGCCUACCGGGAAGACUACCAGAUGCAGUACGACACCGUGGAAGUGCCGCGCCAGGAUUCCUGGAUGGACAGGGGGUCGCGCAGCCUGCCCGAUUCUGGCCGAGCAUCGCCCUGCCACCGGGACGGCGAGUGGUUCAUUAAGCUGUUGCAGGCGGAGGUGGAGAAGAUGGAAGGCUGGUGCCAGCAGAUGGAACUGGAGGCUGAAGAUUAUGAUCUGCCGGAAGAGAUCCUUGAGAAGAUCCGUAGUGCGGUGGGCAGUGCCCAGCUCCUGAUGUCACAGAAAGUCCAGCAGUUUUACCGACUCUGCCAGCAGAACAUGGACCCCAAUGCUUUCCCCAUGCCCACUUUCCAGGACCUGGCCGGAUUCUGGGACCUCCUGCAGCUCUCCAUUGAGGAUGUCAGCAUGAAGUUUGCUGAACUUCACCAGCUCAAAGCCAAUGGGUGGAAACCCAUCGAGCCCAAGGAGGAAAAGAAGGUGCCUCCGCCAAUACCAAAGAAGCCGCCACGCUCCCGGCUGCACCCAGUGAAGGACCGGUCCCUGGACUCUGUGGACCGGCAGAGGCAGGAGGCCCGCAAGAGGCUCCUGGCGGCCAAGAGGGCUGCCUCCUUCCGCCAGAGCUCAGCCACCGAAAGUGCAGACAGCAUUGAGAUCUACAUCCCCGAGGCCCAGACCAGACUGUGAGGGCAGGGGCCUCUUUUCUAACCAUCCUGUACGUGCAGAAGACACAGCACCACUGUGAUCUGUGUCCCAUCAUUUCCCCAGGGAGGGCAACUCUAGGCCUGAUCGCAAUCCCUGAAUUUUUUAACAAGAACUUCUGCAAUCCAUGGACCUGAAGCUAGACAGAUGUGAAAACUGGCCUCCUUCACUCGUCGCUCUUAUAGCAAGAUGUGGCGGUUGCCAGCCUUCACCGGUUGCUCUCCUCUGGUCCAUCCAGACCGGAACCUUUCCCCCUUCUAUUCCUCUGAUUCUCUUCUUAUAUAACCUUUGCCCCCUGCUCCCAUUGGUGGGCAUUUCCACCACCAAGACCCCUUAACCCACCCCCUUUCCAUGAGCUUUUUUCACUGUCCUGCAGGCUCGGGGCCCCCAUCAACAACCCCGUCACUCCGCAUCCACGGAUUCGAGGCCCAUCAAUAUUUAUAUUAUAAAUAUUAUAUGUAUAUGUACUUCUAUAAAUAUAACCGAAGGGCAGAAACUGCCCAAGACCACAGCUGUGUUUCUGAUGGCGAGAGCCUUCUCGUCUCCUCAGGAGACCCCGUCCCGUCCCGUGUCAGCAGCCUGAGUCCCCACACCCUACACGCACAAAACAUACUAAGAUCUCCCCCACCACCAACACAUACACACAAAUACACAAGUUGGAUGAAGCAAGGGAGAUAGCUAGAGGGAUGGGUGGCCACCACCAUAUCCAUCAGCCCCAGAAACUUGGCUGAAGGUCUGCUGGUCGACAAACAUUUGGUGGAACUGGUUCCGUGAGGAGUGGUGCAUCUAUAACUUCCUGAGUCUUGGCAGCUGAUGCUCCUGAUGAGAGAUUCUUAAAAAAUAGCAUUGGCUGUACUCUUCUGUGGUGAUACCACUCAAAUGACCAAUGACUCAUUCUCUUGCAUCAGCAGGAGCACAAUUCCCAAGACUCGGGAAGUCAUGAUUCCACUCUGCACAGCAUGUCAGGGAGUCAUCUUGUAUAGAAUUAUGGGUUUUACAGCUCAAGGAGGAUAAUGAAAGCCAGAUUCAGAAAAGAGCUACACCUAUGAGAAAGGAUCUUCUAGGAGCCAAAUUGUCCAAUGGGGGGAUUAUAAAGGAACUAGAUUCUAGGUUUGGCUCAAAGCAGUGCUUUUAAAGCUUCCUUCCUUCAGAGAACACUCCAUGUUUAUUUGCCUGCUUUGGAACCUUUGCUCAUUCCAAAGGAUUCUGGGAAGUGAUCUAAGCUGCGAAUUUAGUUUGCAUGGGGUACUGGCUAGAUCUGUUUGGCCUCCCUCUGACCCACUGUAAACUAAGACUAGGCCCUAGAACAGGCCUAGUUUUUUUCCGCAAUUCCACUUUGCAAGGAAAGAAGGAUGGUGGUGGGUAAGAUCUUUCAGGAAAGCUUAUCCACCUUUCCUGGUCUUCUCAUCAACAGAUCCACACAGACACGCACCCAAGUUCCCUGGGACACAGUUUUGAAAGCCAUUGGCUUAGAGAAAGGAAGAGUAACAGGACUAAUUUACAUAUAUAUAUAAAAUUAAAAGGGCAUCAACAUGAAAAUAGAUGGCGUGAUUAUUCACCCUCACCACUGAGAGCAUAGAGUAAGAAGAAGAAACAGCGAAAAUAAGCUACUAAGAGCGGUUAUGGGGUGCUAAGAGCGGUUGAUGGCAUUUUCUAGAAGAGGAGCAGAAAACAUCACUUUGGGAUUUUGAAGGUUGAGGAUAUAUUGUAUCAUGACAAUGAUUCUUAUGACGUGAGAGCAGCAUCGUUGACAACCCCUCAUGACUUCUCCUACACUACUCUGGUAAUGCAUCAACCCAGUGGGGGAGCAGGAUGAUGUGGGAAGGACUACAUCAGAGACCAGGUCUGGAGGAGUGGCUUUGAGGUACUCCAGUUUUCUUCAACCCUGUGAAGUAGAUUGGGCUUAGAUGCAAUGAGCUGCUUUAAGUUGAACUUCAUGCUUGACCAAGGAUUCCAAACCAGGACUUCCCGGUCCUAGACUAACACUCUGCACCAUACAGGGGCUCAGCGAUCCCACCAUUCUGUCACGUGUGUUUGUGUGUAUAUAUGUGUUUUCUAAUGUAAGAAUUGGCACAUGUUAAAGGGUUGUACUCAGGGUGUGUGGCUGGGAGUGUGGCUGUGUUUUCUAACAUAAUAAUUGGUGCAUAUUAAGGGGUUGUACCUGAUCAGAGGUGGGGAGCCUGUGGUCUGCCAGAUGUUGCUGGACUUCAGCUACCAUCAGCUCUAGCCAGCAUGGCCCAGUGCAUAGGAGCCAACUCCUAGAGGCCGUGGGGGCUUCGGCCACUGGAAUAAAAUAUUUGAGGGGGCUGGAGCCCCACAAAAAAUAAUGGGCAUUGCCAUUCAAAUGGUGUUCAUGCACUGUGUCAUGCAAUCAAUUAUGUGGGGCAGGGCUUACCUGGGCCCCCACAAUAUUUCAUUCAAGUUGGCACCCCUGACCCAGUGGUCCAAGGUGAUGUAGUCCACCAACAUCUGGAAAGCCAGAGGUCACCCAUCCCUGUUUGAGAUGAUCACCUGAGGGUCUUCCAGCUGUUUUAUCUUCCAGGAGGAGACAUGAUGAUAUUUUCCAAUACAUGUCAAGACUGGAACUGCCAUGCCACAGAAAACCUUCCAAAAGGAGGCCAGAUGAAAUCAACGUAGGCUGGCACUUUUGAAUCCAAUUCCUCAUGGCGAAAUCAACUUGAGUUGAUUUCACAAUGACAAAAAGGGCCUAGCAAAACACCAACGGUUGUUACCAGCUUUGCCUCACCCUCCCAAAUCAAAUUCAAGGUUUGGGGCGGGAGGCAUAGAGGGGGCCUCUCAAAGGCCAUUGAUUGAGUAGCCAGGGUGCUUGGGUUGGAGGGAGGCCCUGGGUUGAGCCCUGCUGGAUCAGACCAGAGACUUAUCUAGGCCAGCACCCUAUUCCGACAGUGGGGAACCAGAUGCUUGUGGGAAGCCUGCAAGCCAUACCUGAGCUCCACUUGCAAUUCCCAUCAGCUGGUAUUCAAAGGCAUACUGUCUCCAGUGGCGGAGGUAGAACAUAGUCACAGUGGCUAGUAGCCACUGAUAGCCUUAUCCUCCACAGGUUUGUCUAAAACUCUUUCAAGGCCAUCCAAGUUGGCCAUCACUACCUCUUGCGGGAGAGAAUUUCAUAGUUUAACUGCGCUGCGUGAAGAAGGACUUCCAAUAUUCAGCUUCAUUGGAUGUCCAUGAGUUCUAGUGUCUAGUCUCCCCAUCCACGUUCUCCUUGCAGUGCCUUAGGAGGAAAUCCUAAGUCCUGCUUGAGGCAGAAGUCCAGACCAGCAUGAAAUAGCUUAGCCAUUUCUGACCUCCCAAAGGCAGCACUAACUACACAAGCAUCACAGCCCUGCAUUUCCUCAGAAUACCAGUAGCUGGGGGAACAACAGCAGUGGAAGGUGAUUGCCCUCAUGUCAUGCUUGCAUGCUUCCAAGAAGCAUCUUCUUGGCCGCAGUGGCAGCCACGAUGCUGGACUAGGUGCCCACCCUUUGAUCUGAACCAGCAGUGGGCUCUUCAUCUUCUCAGUUCCUGUCCACUCAGUUGCCAUCUUGGCAUCUUGUUCACAUUGCAUUGGCCAAGAAGCAUAGGCUUAAGUUGAAUAUGAGAGGGAAUCUUUCCAUUGGGUCAAUGAAAAAAGUGACCGCAAAAUAAACAGCCCACCAACAGAA
Molecule: messenger RNA, 7140 nt
Organism: Podarcis raffonei (Aeolian wall lizard)
Lineage: Eukaryota; Metazoa; Chordata; Lepidosauria; Squamata; Lacertidae
Gene: DLGAP3
Product: DLG associated protein 3
Exons: 14
Coding region: 395-3463 (1022 amino acids)
Biological process (GO): signaling
Cellular component (GO): postsynaptic specialization; glutamatergic synapse
Molecular function (GO): molecular adaptor activity
Source: RefSeq, a predicted model, not a curated record